CAAUACAAUCGGCCCAUCCGCCAUUGAAGGUUCUACUUUUCCGUCGUUCCUCCGAAAAAACGUUCGUUGUUUAUCUUCUUCCAACUCCCGGGGACUUUGCCAUCCAUCCGAGUGUUUUCGGUUUUAUUUUUGGUUUGACUUGCGCAAUCGUUUUUUGGUGAUGUCUCCAUAUGCCACCGAGGCUAAGGCCAAGUGUUGACAACAUCUUCUUUUUCAUCCGCAUUGCAACUUGAGAGAGAACUUUCCUGCGUCCACUUCCGACCGUCAUCAUCAUCAUCCAACACCCCGAGAAAACUCGCAAGCGAAAUUUGAAACUUGACUUUGGUUCAACUCGCAGGGAGAAAUGAACGACGCCUAUCUCGACACUCAGGCCCAUUACGGGUUCAGUUUAAGUGGCGGUUACGAGGCCCAGCACAGCCGCGAGUCUGUGGAUUUGAUCGGCGGAGUCAACAACAGUGUGGCCGUGACAUCGGUGGCCGGAACGGUCGGCUCAUCCGGUUCGACAGUCGUCGGCGUGGGACACGGAAGCGGCGGUGAGGUGGACGUUUGGUCCAAUUCGCACGAUCCUUAUUCGCCCCACAAUCACCACCACCAUCAGCAGCAGCAGCAGCAACAACAACAACAUCACCACCAGCAUCAUCACCAACAACAACAACAUGCCGCUUAUUACGGACAGUCUGUGGGUGGAGGGCAGGUGAUGACGGAAUUGCUGACAGCUACUCAUCCGCCGUCUUCUUACAACCUCAACCAGCCUCAACAACAACAACAACAGCAGCAACAACAACAACAACCGUUCACUCCUACCGAACAGCACCCGGUCGAUUUGUCGAAUUCUCAGCAACGACCUCCCAAUCCGGCCGUUUCAGCCGCCACUUCGGCCGCCUUUUACGGUCUCUCGGCCGCCGACUACAACAGCCCCGCAACCUCGUCCAGUCAACGUCAGCGCGGAGGCAACGACACCUACAAACCCAACGGACUCAGCCUUUCGCUGGGCAUCCCCGAUUCCGUUGUCGGAGCGGGCGGAUUGAUUCCGGGCUCUUUGACUCCACCGGACAAGGUGGUCGGAGCAUCCGGUGAUUUGAGCGGCGGUCAUUUGCUCAAUCAGCAACAGCAACAUCAUCAUCACCAACAGCAGCAGCAGCAGGGGGCUCAGCAACAACAGCAGCAACAACAACAACAUCAUAACCCUUACGCCCUGGCGCAUCCCAGUUCGGCCAUGGCUCCGACUCUGCAGACUCCGCCGUCGCCUCUUUCGACUCCGUCGCCACCCGUGCCCAUCGAUCGAUACGGGCCGACCGGAUCGGCGUAUAGGGGCGGAACCAAGGAGCAGCGGCUGACCCGUGAGGCGAUGAUGCGCUACCUGCAGGAGCACGGCGACAUGGUCGUGGUCAUCCUGCACGCUAAAGUGGCCCAGAAGUCGUACGGCAACGAGAAGCGCUUCUUCUGCCCGCCGCCGUGCAUCUACCUCUACGGCGACGGAUGGCGGAGGAGGCGCGAGGCCAUCCAGCGCGAAGCCGCCGCCAACGGGGCCUCGCCCGCAGAAGCCGAAGCCGCCUCGCAGCUCUGCGCUUUCAUCGGCAUCGGCAAUUCCGACCAGGAUAUGCAGCAACUCGACCUCAACGGAAAAAGUUAUUGCGCGGCCAAGACGCUGUUCAUUUCCGACUCUGACAAGCGCAAGCAUUUCAUGCUGUCGGUGAAAAUGUUUUACGGCAACGGCCAGGAUAUCGGCGUCUUCCACAGCAAGCGGAUUAAAGUCAUUUCUAAACCGUCCAAGAAGAAGCAGUCGCUCAAGAACGCCGAUCUGUGCAUCGCCAGCGGGACCAAAGUGGCCCUGUUCAAUCGACUCCGCUCGCAAACGGUCAGCACUCGUUACCUGCACGUGGACAAUAACAAUUUUCACGCCAGUUCCACCCAAUGGGGCGCCUUCACCAUUCAUUUAUUGGACGACAGCGAAUCCGAGUCGGAAGAGUUUACGGUGCGCGACGGCUACAUCCAUUACGGCAGCACGGUCAAGCUGGUGUGCAGCGUGACGGGCAUGGCCCUACCCCGGCUCAUCAUCCGCAAAGUGGACAAGCAGAUGGCCGUUUUGGACGCCGACGACCCCGUCUCGCAGCUGCACAAGUGCGCCUUCUACAUGAAAGACACGGAGCGGAUGUACCUGUGCCUCAGCCAGGAGCGCAUCAUCCAGUUCCAGGCGACGCCGUGCCCCAAGGAGCCCAACAAGGAAAUGAUCAACGACGGAGCCGCCUGGACCAUCAUCAGCACCGACAAGGCCGAGUACCAGUUCUACGAGGGCAUGGGACCCGUCCGCAGUCCCGUCACCCCCGUCCCCAUCGUCCACUCGCUCCACUUGAACGGUGGCGGCGAUGUGGCCAUGUUGGAGCUGAUGGGCGAAAAUCUGACACCCAAUUUGAAAGUGUGGUUUGGCGACGUGGAGGCCGAGACCAUGUUCCGCUGUGAGGAGUCGAUGCUGUGCGUCGUGCCCGAUAUUUCAGCUUUCCGUUCCGGUUGGCAGUGGGUCCGCGGACCGACUCAGGUUCCCAUAUCUUUGGUGAGGAGUGACGGUGUCAUCUACGCCACCAGGUUGACGUUCACCUACACACCGGAGCCUGGACCGAGGCCGCAUUGCCCUCCGGCCCAGGAAGUCUUGCAGCGCGGGGUUGUAGCCGGAUCUAACAAUGCCGUCAAUCCGAUGGCACUCGGCUACGACAACCAACACAUGCAUCAUCAACAACAGCCGCAACAACAGCAACAACACCACCAGCCAAUGUGAAAUUAGAGGGGAACAAAAAAAGAGAAAAACUUUUUGUGACGGCCCGGAAGAAAUAUUUGGUUAGUUUGUUUUUUUCGUUUCUUUUUUUCUCCGACACAAAACAAAAGAAAACCCUACAAUUCCAAAAUGUUGUUUUGUGUCCUGGGCGUGUUGACUUAGAUUUGUUGUGUGACGAUUCUCCUUUUUAAUUUACCUGACCGACUGAUUUCCAGUGAUAAUCGAUGUGAAACUACCGUUUAUAUCUCUCUCUUUCUUUUCUCAGCUUUGGUGGUUGGAUAUAGUAUCCAUAUAAAUUUCCUUUCUCUCUCCAAUCGAAAAAAGAUCAAGAAACAAACAAAAAAAAAAGAAUUAACAAAGAAAAAAGGCACACAGUUAUUAUUGGUCAAUUUUGCAAUGCGUUAUAAUAACCCUUCUCCACUAUCGUAUUAUAUCCAUAGUUGAAACAGAAGUUCCAUAAUACGCAAUUUAGUUUUUCGUCUUGAAAUUUGUCAUAAUUAACGUGACGAAAGCCGUGCUAUUCGUUGAGCGUUCCACCGUUUUUUUUUUUAAUAUUCCCAACACCUCCCCCCAUCCCAUUUUUUACCAAAACAAUUUAUUAUUUGGAUUCGAUUAUAUUUUGGUGUGUGAUUGGAGUGCGUGUUGGGUGUGUAAGUGUAAAUGUGUGUGUCUUCUUCCUAAUCUAGUAUUUUGCUGGCGUUCUUUGGCUGCUUAAUUAUGCAAAAAGAAAAUAUCUGGAGGAGCGGCUUCGAUGUUUUUUGGGGCUUUCGGAUCGAACGAGAAAACGAGCAUUUCGUUUUUGUUGUUUCGUCCAAUUUUUUUUUUUUUUUUUGUAAUACCAUUAUUAUUAUUAAUUAAUUAGAAUUAUAAUUAUUUGCAAUUUUGUUGAAUUCGUUUCACUCCGGUAUGGUCCUUAAUUAUUAUUUUUUUUUUCUUUUCAUUGACAAAAAAAAAAUUAGUGAAAAGAAAAGAAUUUUCCAAUUUUGUGUGGGUUUUCCUUAUUUUUUGUGAUUCCCGGGCUCGGUGAAAACGUGUGUCGUCUACCAUAAAAGAAAAAAAACGGAUUAAUGAGGAUGGGAAUGUUUAUAUCAUUAUGCCCUUUCAUUUUGCGUUUCUAUUUUUUAUUUUGUGAGUCUUGAGUGCGUGUGUGUUCCCCCCCCCCCAUUUUCUCCACGACAAAACGAGAGGUCCAUCUUUUGUUCGUUCGUUUAUUUUGUCUCCCUCCCAUGAUUGCUAUAACUGCCUUAUAAUAAUAUGAAUAAUUAAUUAAUAACAAUUGAUUUUGUACAGUGUUGAGCGUGCUAGUUAAGUGAGAUUAUCUUCGUGCUUGCUUUCUUUUUUGCGAUGACGACGGCGAAAUGUGUCCGUGACCGUGUGCAGAGCAGGCAAUAUACAGACAGAAUGUCAAACGACUA
This is a messenger RNA of Daphnia pulicaria, 4185 nucleotides long. Its product is annotated as recombining binding protein suppressor of hairless-like. The transcript has 10 exons. Bases 344 to 2773 code for a protein of 809 amino acids. NCBI's taxonomy places the organism in Eukaryota, Metazoa, Arthropoda, Branchiopoda, Diplostraca, Daphniidae. Gene Ontology annotation, molecular function: RNA polymerase II cis-regulatory region sequence-specific DNA binding; DNA-binding transcription activator activity, RNA polymerase II-specific. Gene Ontology annotation, biological process: regulation of transcription by RNA polymerase II. Gene Ontology annotation, cellular component: nucleus. The record is from RefSeq and is a predicted model, not a curated record.